Molecule: messenger RNA, 396 nt
Organism: Lachancea mirantina
Lineage: Eukaryota; Fungi; Ascomycota; Saccharomycetes; Saccharomycetales; Saccharomycetaceae
Source: the annotation of a GenBank genome assembly
AUGUUUGGCCCAUUUAAAUCCUCAAACACUUUGCUAGGUGGCCUACUUUGGAAAAUACCGUGGAGGCUUUCCCGCCCGCAAAAGCAGAGGCAGAGACACAGAUUGCAACAAGUUGACAAUGUACUGAAAACCGUUAAUUUGGGUUUGCACAUUAUGAGGAACGAAUCAAAAGGCCUGGCGUUCCAGGAUGCUGUUGCCGCUCCGAAGUUGUUGAAACCGAAUGUAAAACAACUUCGAGUCCUUGGGAAACCAUCUUUUUUCCCAUCAGAAAAGCAAAUGUCGUAUAAGGACAAGUACACUUUCUUCAACAAACGGUCCAAAGGUUAUCGUAAGGGAAUUCACAAACUUCCUAAAUGGACGAAAAUGUCGCAAAGACGCAAUCCCGAGUUUUUCUAA